AUGCCACUACCACACAAGCGCAUGAUUCGUCUCCUCUAUCUCGACCUCACAACCGGCAACCACUCAACGAUCCAUAGCAAGCUACAACCAGUGAAUUUUGACGAAAGCUGUGUGUAUAAGGCACUCUCUUAUGUCUGGGGAGAUGAGGGGGAACAGUUACCUAUCUUCAUCGAUGGAAAGCGGCACUGGGUAACCCCCAACUGUCGUGCAGCUCUACGACGCCUUCGCGAGAUUGGAGUCGUUUGUUUAUGGGUCGAUGCUAUUUGUAUUAACCAGAGAGAUGAGUCUGAAAAGCGAGAUCAAUUAGCACUCAUGCGAGACAUAUAUCACUUCGCCGAUGAAGUAGUUAUCUGGCUGGGUUACAGCGAGCUUGAAGCCAAGCGGGACCGUCAUCGGAAACAGAUUGAGACUCUCGCAUUUGCCUUAAUACGCGUCUUGGAUAGCAAAGCCAACAGCUAUAUGGAAGAUUCUAUUCGAUUGUUAGUACAAGGCUCCAAGCGGGAACCCGCUUGGAGAGCUUUAGGGAAAAUACUCAUGCACAAAUGGUUCGAGAGGCUAUGGACGUAUCAAGAGCUUCUCGUAGCAGCAAAAGCCAGCUUUGUCUUUCAGUAUUAUCACAUAGCAUAUGACAAGGUUCUGAAUCCCGCUAUGGCUUUAUGGGAAUUCCUUUUACAACAUGAUUAUAUCAAUACUGGCCCCCUCCCAAAUCUUAGGCCUGCGCUCCUUGCCGCCUCGCGCCGGUCUAAAGCAUGGAGGUGUUACGAUAGAGACAGCGGACAAUUACGAAAUAGAACACUACUGGAUGUGCUGCAGGACACUCUACACUUGGAAUGUUCUAAUCCUAAAGAUCGUGUGUUUGCAAUUAUGGGUCUCGUAAAGGACAGGCUCAACCGGACCAUUAGACUUGAUUACGGUCAGUCAGUGGCUACACUCUAUACCAUGUGUGCUUUGGAGAUAAUUGAAGAGAACGAGUCUCUAGAGGUCUUAAGUCUCGCUGGAAUUGAUGAUCACUGUAGGAGAAACCGCGACGCACUUCCGUCUUGGGUACCUGACUGGCAAACCGGUGCUUGGGAGCGGACAAUUCCUGUACAACACGGGCUCUACAAAGCUGCCUCCAAUUCGACUCCCAUCCAACGCUAUCUCCAUGACCAUUCAACACUAGAGGCGCAUGGGUUUCACGUUGAUACUAUUUGUCGCGAAUUCAGUCUCCAAUCGCGGUCAUAUAGCUAUGGGCUCGCCGACUGGUGCGCGCGUUUCGAAAAAUAUCCGAAUGGCGACAGCGAAUAUCAUGCUUGGGUCCGGACGAUAACCUUAGACAGAAGUGAUCAUUCCACGGCAGAAUUCUCGCGUCUACCUCCAGAUAUCUUCCAGCAAUAUGUCGAACUUUCUCAAUUGCCACGCAGACCUGGUGAAGAUCGGAAGUCGCACCGGUACUAUCGUACCAUCCGAUCAGCUAUCAAAUCACGAAAAUUCAUUUUAUCCAAGUCAGGCUACAUGGGUUUAGGUCCGCUUGCUACUGAGACCAACGACAUGAUCUGUGUACUCAGAGGCUGCAAUGUGCCUGUGGUCAUCCGGGAAGAACACGGCCAUCAUUUGUUCAUUGGGGCGUGUUUUGUGUGGGGUCUGAUGGAUGGCGAGGUUAUAAAACACGGGAUGGGUAAUGGCCGGGAAAUGUACGUACUGUAA
This is a messenger RNA of Lachnellula hyalina, 1686 nucleotides long. Its product is annotated as Heterokaryon incompatibility protein 6,OR allele. The transcript has 2 exons. The record is from RefSeq and is a predicted model, not a curated record. Bases 1 to 1686 code for a protein of 561 amino acids. NCBI's taxonomy places the organism in Eukaryota, Fungi, Ascomycota, Leotiomycetes, Helotiales, Lachnaceae.